GAUGUGGUGGGGAGUUGGCAGCAGGACCUGCGGCGGGCCCAUUCCACAGCCUCUCUGGCCUCGGCUCCCUCCGUGGCUGACCGUGCGUGCGCUCAGUCCGGCACCAUGGGGAAACGGGACAACCGGGUGGCCUAUAUGAAUCCAAUAGCAAUGGCGAGAUCAAGGGGUCCUAUCCAGUCUUCAGGUCCAACAAUCCAAGAUUAUCUGAAUCGACCAAGGCCUACCUGGGAAGAAGUGAAAGAACAACUAGAAAAGAAAAAGAAAGGCUCCAAGGCAUUGGCUGAAUUUGAAGAAAAAAUGAAUGAGAACUGGAAGAAAGAACUAGAAAAACACAGGGAGAAAUUAUUAAGUGGAAGUGAGAGUUCAUCCAAAAAAAGACAGAGAAAGAAAAAAGAAAAGAAGAAAUCUGGUAGGUAUUCAUCUUCUUCUUCAUCAAGCUCUGAUUCUUCCAGCAGUUCUUCGGAUUCUGAAGAUGAGGAUAAGAAACAAGGAAAAAGGAAAAAGAAAAGGAAGAGCCGUUCACAUAAAUCUUCUGAAAGCUCCAUGUCAGAAACUGAAUCAGACAGUAAGGAUAGUUUGAAAAAGAAAAAGAAGUCAAAGGAUGCAACUGAGAAAGAAAAGGACAUUAAAGGACUCAGCAAAAAAAGAAAGAUGUAUCUUGAAGAUAAACCUUUAUCGUCUGAGUCUCUGUCAGAAUCAGAUUAUACUGAGGAGGUACGAGCAAAAAAGAAGAAAAGCAGUGAAGAACGAGAAAAAACAACAGAAAAAACAAAAAAGAAAAAGAAGCAUAAGAAACACAGUAAGAAGAAGAAAAAGAAGGCUACUUGUUCAAGUCCUGACUCACCAUAACAUAAAGAAGAAUCAGGAUUCACUUAAAGAAAGUGCAAUGUCUAGGGAAAUUGCAACUGUGAAAUUAUGACAUAUUUACUAAAGUGCAUGAAUUUUCUUGUUUUUAGAAUUAUUCCUGGACUAUUCAGUAGCCACUCAGAUGCCGCUGUGUGAAAGGGCCAUAACUGUUGCCUGCUGCUUGAACAUCUCUUUUUUUCUCUUCCAGUGCUUAAUAACUCUGGGAGAUAAUAAUAUACUGCAGUCAUACUAGUGGUUAAGAUAUUUGGGAAUAAAGUUAAUUAUUUUUGACUAGAAGUAUCUAAUGAUAAAUCAACAGAAAUUGAACCUGGGUACAUCAUUAAGAUGUAAUUAGAAAUGAACAGAUGACUCUAGUUAACAUUUUUGAAGUAGGGAUUACAUUGAUAUUUCAAAAUCCUUACUCUGUAGAUAAGUGUAUUUUGAUUUUUCCACUUUAUACUUUUAUUUACCUGGGGAAGGAGCUUUUAGGGUUGGGGUGGGGGGGUGGUUUGCUAUCACUUUAGCUAGCAGAAUAGUGUGCCUUUAUCCUCACACAUCUUAUUUUUGUGGACACAGUAGCCAUGCUUCAUGGAGAGGUCAGAGCUGGGUAUGGCAGUCUUGCCCUUUACUGAGCUUAGUGACAUCCUUGGACUCUCGUAUGCUACUUUGAGUGAACCAGAAAAAUAGCCUUUUGCAGCAUGAGAAUGCCCGAAAGCUCUGGGAUUUACCUCCACUUCAAUAAUACUGAAUGUUUUUUAGCAUUAGAAUGUGUUAUAACAUUUGAACUAAUUUUGACUACACUUUGGCUUUGGAGAGGAAUCAUUUCAAAUAGACACUGGUACUUUUUGAACUUGAUAGCUAAAGAUUCUAAAAUGCAUGUUUUAUACUGUUACAUUUUAACCAGUCAGGAAAUUUUUAUGUAACCAGUGAUAGUUAUUUUGUUUUUUGUAUGAAUUUUGUUUAGGCUGUAAUGUUUAGCUUUUUAUUAACCCCUUAUUCUUGCUAUCUUAAAUUCCAUACUGUGUUUAACAGCAUACUUGCCAAGAUAUUUAGCAUGUAAAAAGCAGGUUUUUGAUGUUUUGUUUUCAUUUUUUGGGUUUUUUUUUUUUUUAACAGCUUCAUAUUGAAGCUGAGACUUACCAUAAGCAAGUUAAGUGGCAGGCUUGGUAUGCUAUGUCUUGUUACAUGAAGCUCUUGCCAGAAUCUUAGUAAAUACAACAUUUUAAAAGUUUGUCUUUAUAUAUUCACAACAAAUUAUAAGUUUAAAUUUAAGUGAGAAUUACAUUAUUGCUUUUCCUGUGUCAUUUACUAAGAUUUUGUGAUUCAUAUCUCCUGCUGACUUGUUUACUAGUAAUGUUAAAAAGAAUUGAGAAAUCAUUUUCACUUUACCUUUUUAUAUAAUCAGGUAACAUGAAAUAUAAUUUGAUGUAUAAUUUUGCCUGUUAUAGAGGGUGUGCUAAUUAUAGUGGUAUAUGCACAAAACAUUUUGGCAUGACAAGAAGCUGAAUAAAUAGCUAUUUUAAUUAAAAA
This is a messenger RNA of Camelus dromedarius (Arabian camel), 2376 nucleotides long. It is a transcript of the gene FAM133B, whose product is annotated as family with sequence similarity 133 member B. The record is from RefSeq and is a predicted model, not a curated record. The transcript is spliced from 11 exons. The coding region runs from base 106 to 849 and encodes 247 amino acids. NCBI's taxonomy places the organism in Eukaryota, Metazoa, Chordata, Mammalia, Artiodactyla, Camelidae.